AUGGUACUUUUGGAAACGAAAAUCAGUGAAGUCAAAGUUGAGACUAGAAUUAAGCAACUAGGGUUCAGUAACCACUUUCGUCAAGAUGCAGUGGGAUUUUCUGGGGGCAUAUGGCUCCUGCGGGAUGAGGUUGGCACUUCUAUCCAGGUUCUUCAUUCCCAGCACCAACUGGUGCAUGUCAAAGCGAAGCACAAGGCCUCCACUGUGGAGGAGACAGUUACGUUCGUUUAUGCGAACCCACAUAGGCUGGAAACACAAGUCUUGUGGGAUGAUCUUUGCAGCAUCGCUUCUACUAUCUCUUCUGACGCAUGGAUGGUCCUUGGUGACUUCAAUGACAUGCACCUGCCGAAUGAGAAGUAUGGAGGAGGAGAGUUCUGUUGGAAUAGUGUGAAUGCUUUCAAACAGUGUUUGGAGUCCUGCUACAUCAAUGAUUUGGGAUUCAAGGGUCCUAAAUUCACCUGGAAGAGGAAUAAUCUGCAAGAAAGACUCGAUAGAGUCUCUGUGAAUGAGAGGUGGAAUGUCACCUGGCCGGAUAGGGAAGUUGUCCAUCUUCCUUACUACUCCUCAGACCAUCGUCCCAUCCUUCUUGGGAACCCAAGCAUUAUUAACCAGGAUGAGAGUAAAUCGUUUAAGUUUUUGGCCUCUUGGCUAACUGAUGAUAGCUUCGAAGGUAUUGUUGUCAGUGCUGGAACCAAUCCACCAGUUGGAUAG
This is a messenger RNA of Gastrolobium bilobum, 711 nucleotides long. RefSeq lists its product as uncharacterized. The coding region runs from base 1 to 711 and encodes 236 amino acids. Lineage: Eukaryota; Viridiplantae; Streptophyta; Magnoliopsida; Fabales; Fabaceae. The transcript has a single exon. The record is from RefSeq and is a predicted model, not a curated record.